This is a messenger RNA of Rhodamnia argentea, 1800 nucleotides long. RefSeq names its product protein CDC73 homolog. NCBI's taxonomy places the organism in Eukaryota, Viridiplantae, Streptophyta, Magnoliopsida, Myrtales, Myrtaceae. Gene Ontology annotation, molecular function: RNA polymerase II complex binding. The transcript is spliced from 4 exons. Gene Ontology annotation, biological process: positive regulation of transcription elongation by RNA polymerase II; transcription elongation by RNA polymerase II. Gene Ontology annotation, cellular component: Cdc73/Paf1 complex. The record is from RefSeq and is a predicted model, not a curated record. The coding region runs from base 91 to 1290 and encodes 399 amino acids.
GCGUAUUCCACUCACUUUCUUCCGCCGUACAAAAACGACGGACGCUGCGCGCACCCUCUCUCCAUCGCCGUCUCCGACUCGUAUUCCGCCAUGGACCCUCUCUCAGCUCUCCGCGACUUCACCAUGCGCGGCGACCUCGACAAGAUCGUCCGCGUCGGCGACGAGUUCCGGUUCGGCUCCGACUACUCCUUCCCCUGCGCCGCCGAGACCGCCUACCGCUCCAAGCAGGGCAACCUCUACACCCUCGAGACCCUCCUGUUCUUCGUCACCCACCACCACCUCAAGCACACCGACUACAUCCAGUCCGCCCGCCUCCACCACCUCCCCACCGUCACCUUCAUCGACCGCAAGCCCCUCCUCGACUACCUCCAGGGCAAGAUCUCCUCCUCCGACGCCAUCCAGCUCUUCCCCUCCUCCUCCUCCGCCGUCCCCUCCGAUGUAGCCAUGCCCGACGCCGCCGCCGCCCCCGCCUUCUCCGCCGAGCUCGAGGGCGAGGCGGAGGAGGAUGCGGCGGCCGUCGAUGUGAUGGCCCUGAUCCGGGCGGUCGAGCGGCCGUUGAAGGACCGCGAGGCGAUUCUGGAGUGCAAGAACCGGGACUUCUACUCCGUGCUCGUCACCUCGACGCGGCGCGAGGAGGAGCGGCAGAGGAUCGAGUCGCAGCAGCGGAAGGAUGGGCUGGUGGCGAAGAGCCGCUUGAUGGGCGCGGAGGACAGGGGGCUGGGGUUUGGCGAGGAGCUAGGGUUUGGGGAUUCUGCAAUUAAGCCGAAAUUGAACCUCAAGGGGAGCAAGAUCGGGGAGGGCGUACCGAUAAUCCUCGUGCCGAGCGCUUUCCAGACGCUGAUCACGAUAUACAAUGUGAAGGAAUUCUUGGAAGAUGGGGUUUUUAUUCCCACGGACGUGAAGGCCAAGCAGAUGAAGGGGCUGAAGCCGGAUUGCAUCACGGUGCAGAAGAAGUUCAGUAGGGAUAGGGUGGUGACGGCCUACGAGGUGAGGGAUAAGCCGUCGGCAUUGAAGUCGGAGGAUUGGGACCGGGUAGUGGCAGUCUUCGUGUUGGGGAAGGAGUGGCAGUUCAAGGACUGGCCUUUCAAGGACCAUGUCGAGAUCUUCAAUAGAAUAAUUGGGUUCUUUAUGAGGUUUGAAGAUGACAGCGUGGAGUCUGCCAAAAUUGUAAAGCAGUGGAAUGUAAAGAUUAUCUCGAUAAGUAAAAAUAAGCGGCACCAGGAUCGGGCUGCUGCUCUUGAGGUGUGGGAAAAACUAGAAGAUUUUGUUCGGUCUAGAUCGCAUUCUUGAUUGGCAAGGAGUUUGUCGAGAACGCUUGUGAGGUCUUCUGGACAGUCUAAAGACUCAACUUCCUGACUCUCCAAAACUUGGUAUUGUCCAAGUAUUCAACAAUCGGAGUGUGCUGACUGAUCUAUAUAUGCUUGAACAGCGAAGAAGAACCAAGGUACAAGCUCCAUGUUUGGCAUCUGGAACUGGAAUUAUCCAAUCAUUCAGUCCUGCUUCAAGAAUUUUCUCCGGCGGCAUACUCAAAUUACAUAGUGGUGGUUCAAUCUUGCUGUCGUCAGCUCUUGAUAAAGAAACGAGGGUGAUUAUGAUGGAAUGUGUUUUGUUAUAUUGACGGUUCUAGGGUGGUGGGGGGGAGAAGGGAGAGGAUUCGAGCGCAUGUUCUUUUUUGUGUAGGCAUUAUUGGCUGUGCCUUUGUUCAUUAAGUUCUGAAUAGUUCACGCGCUUUGCACUUCCUAGAUUAUGUCGUGUGAAACUCAAGAGCUUGGUAUUGAUGUUCAUUGUUUUUAAGAAAGA